UCUCUGUAUCAAGAGUCUGAAGACUGGACUGAGCAUCUUCGUGUUUUGAGGAUCCUGACUGAAAUGUUUUUGCCCCAUAUCAGCCUCACAGAUUUAGAACAAACUUUUUUCUCAAAAGUAUUACCUAAGACUCUACAGAUAUUUGAUAACUUGAUGUAUGAAUUAUCCAGUGAGGCCAAAGGAUUAACCAAACAGAAUACAGAGUUAUGCAGCACCAUAAGGAAUCUUCUACAGACUGUGGUGCAGCUGCUGGAAACUCUGACUGGCUGUGUCCGCUACAUCUGCUCACUGCAGGAGUGUGUGUCCCUGGAGAGCAUCCGCACCCUACCGUCCUCCGUGCUGUAUGUAAUAAAGAGCAGCUUCACACAUUGCAAGGACAGUGAAUCAGUGUACUGUGGGCACCUGCACUUGAUUUCAGACCUCCUUCAAGCUGUGUUCAAGGCAACUUACUCUCUUCAGAAGCAGUUGAUGGAAUUACUUGAUAACAUUUCCAUGGACUCUGCUUCUACUGAAGAUAACAUCACAGAUAUGGUCUCAGUAAUCCAUACUGUGCUGGAGAUCUCCUCUGUCAUUGCCAAUAUGGACCAUGCUCUUCAUGCCAAUACAUGGAAGUUCAUAAUCAAGCAAAGCCUGAAGCAUCAUUCUCUACUUCAGUGUCAUCUGAAACACAGUGACAUCCUCAGUGACCUCUGCAAGGACACUCUGUUUUCUUUUCACUCCUGUUUGCAACUGGCUGAGCAAAUGAAGAUGUCGCAGAGAGAGGAGGGCACUGACCUUAGGCUGUUCCAGAAGACAGUCAAGCUGUGCCGGUUCUUUGCUAAUUCCCUUGUACACUACACCAAGGAAUUUCUUUCUUUCUUCUCUGAUUCGUGUUCUCAGUUACAUCAGCUCUUUCUUCAGAUACACAGCAAAUUUCCUCCCAGUCUUUAUGCUCCAGAGAUCUCUGAAGUCCAUCGAGAUGAAAUAUCCCGGGUUUUUCUUGUGGCUCUGGACCCUCUCAUCAGCCAGCUCCUUCCUUCGAGCCCUUUAAUGGAGCAGGUGUUAAGUGAGAAGUUAGGUCUCCUUCCUGAGCAGCAGCUCCCCCAGUGUCUCCUCCUGAUUACCAUAAUGGACAAGCUGUCCUCUCAGCCUGAAGAUGUGCAAACUCUCUGGAUCACAGGAAAAAGCCAGUCCUUGUUUUCAGCUCUCUUCUUCAGUUUCCAGCACUGUUCUGCUGAGCUUUCUCUCCCUGUUUGUUUGCCAGAGGUGAUCAGUACAGGACAGGCAGCAGUUCCCAUCACUUUCUAUCACUAUGUCUGCAUCCACCUGUGUUCCUUCAUUGCUUCCAUGCUCCCAUCACACUUUCAUCAGCUGGAGUAUGCUCUGUUGGAUGCUGUGCUGGGUUCUAGUAUGAUCACAUCUCUACUAGCAAUGGACUCAUGGUGCUUCCUUGCCCGGUAUGGAACAUCUGAACUUUGUGCUCACCAUGUCACUGUCAUUGCCCACUUGGUAAAGUCUUGGCCCAGUGACUGUUACCAGGUCUCUGCCUUGGGUGUCCUGCUGAGGCGUAUGCUGUUCUUGAUGCCUCCAGAUCAUCAGGUAGAAUUUGCUCACCGGUUUCAUCCCCAAGAAGUGGAGAACUUGGCCGUGUGGCAGCACGUAUCCCUCAAGGCCCUGCAUCCCAGCCUGAGGAAACAAGUGGCUUGUCAGCUCUGUGUGGCUGGGCUCACACAAUGCCAGCGGUGGCUGAGCAGCAGCUGUGCUCUGGGAGAGCUCCAGCCUGUGAAUACUGCUCUUUCUGUCCUGCUGACUGCUUGCAGUUUUGCUGGUGACACCCUGGAGGCAGAACUUCAGGCAUCUGUCUUGAGAGUGCUUGGUCAGUUCUGGACUUUUCUCCAGGCUAAACAGGUCUCGGAGGAGCCAUGUCUCCAGCAGACACUGUGUUUAUUACUUCACCUGUCGGAAUUUUUCAUCCAAGCAUUAGAUGCUCAACUGAUCACUCAGGUGUUUGUGCUGCAGUCUUCCCUCUUCCAGCUGGAUCCACCCGAUCAUGUUCGUCUAGCGGUGGUGGAUUUUCUCUCUUCAAUGGGAAAGGUGUUUAUACCACAAGAAGCACAGAGGCAAGUUGUACCCCAGCUAUUGUGUUUGUUUGCUUCUCUGCUCACUGACCAGACCUGGCUGGUUCAGCAACAUGCACUGGAGGCAUUCACACGUUUUGCAGAGGAAACGAGCCAUGUAGAUGUUGUUCCUCAGUGCCUGAAUUCUGAAGAAGCUAAGAACAAGGUCGUUAGUUUCCUGGCUAAGAUGAGGCAAGUGGAAGAGCCAAGGGAAGCACGAACAGAACGCCUGAAGCAGGAAAGGAUUAUCUGCAGUGCACAGCUGAAAAUGGAUGGAGAACUGGAGUCCACAGGAGAGCCUCUGGCAAAAAGAGCAUGUCAUCCACCCUCUGAGGAGCAGUAUAAGGCAGCAGUAGGCACGAUGGAGAGAGCAGUGGAAGCCGUGAAGCUGCUGCUCCAGAAAGGUUCACCCCCUGCUUGGCUUGCAGUGAAACUGGAGGCUCUACAUACAGCUGUAGCCACCCUCAGAGACAGUGUACGGUAAGGUGCUCAGCAGGUCUGAGACAGUAACACAGCUCAGCUCCCUCUUGUGAGGGAUGAGAUGCCUUUGCACAUGACUGCUGGAGAAGAAAAAGCUGUGAUGCAGGACCAUGCUCUGCUGGGUCUUGGUUAAUGUGCAAAAAG
Dryobates pubescens (Downy woodpecker) is the source of this 2720-nucleotide messenger RNA. RefSeq names its product FIGNL1 interacting regulator of recombination and mitosis (gene FIRRM). The transcript has 23 exons. Lineage: Eukaryota; Metazoa; Chordata; Aves; Piciformes; Picidae. The record is from RefSeq and is a predicted model, not a curated record. The coding region runs from base 64 to 2580 and encodes 838 amino acids.